AACAAGAAAGAAGAAGACUGCCCGUAGCAUAGCUACUCUGUAACCAUACAGUAAUAAAUAACUGCCAUGGAAGUGCUACAGUUACAAGUUACUGGCCAUCAAAUGUGGAGGUUAAACAAAGUUCGCCACAAAGCUGGUCGACAGGGUGGCAGCUCGGAGGAGCUCAGGCUGAAGAGGCGAGAGAACGAGAGAGCACUGAGACAGGCACGCAGAGACAGACAGCUGGUGAGCAAGAGACUACUGCUAAAUGAAGAUGAGGAGCAGCCAGAAGUCAGCAUGGACACAGCCCCAGGACAGCAUAAUGUUGUUAGUCUGCUCUACAAACUUCAACACAACAGGCCAGAGAAGGACGCCCACCUAAAAGCCUUGAGUAAAGUUCUGCGCGACCCGUCAUCACAGCUCAUCUUUAUCAAGCACGAGAACAGUAUGCAUCUGCUGGUCGGCCUCCUCACUGGCUCUGACACUCAGUGCCGCCUGCAGGCUGUUCGGUGUCUUCAUGAGCUGUCGCACUCUCCCCACACUAACGUGGCACCAGCCUGUCUUCCUGCUACCCCUUACCUGCUUACUUACCUGUCUGGCCCAAGCACCAAGUUUACAGAGCUGUGUCUUUACACACUAGGUAACCUGUGCUCAGACAGUGAUGUCAUAAGAGAGAACCUCCUGGCCCAGGGAAUCAUACCGGCUCUGGCCAGCUGUAUGGAGAACCAGCGACACAACCUUGCAGUAGUGGAAGCUGCAGCAUUCACUCUCUCUCAGCUUCUCCAGACCACAGAUGCAGCCGAGAAGAUAAUCCCGAUGGUCCUGAAGUCUAGCUUACCUUCACACUUGUUAUCUGUCCUCACCUCUGACCCACAGUUCGGCCUGGCUCCUGCCAUAGAGUGUGCGUGGUGUCUUCAUUACCUCAUAUGCAGCACCGAAGAUAACAAAGAGCUGCUGGCUCAGCAUGCUUUGUCACAGUGCAGCUCCCUGUUAGUGUCACUAGGUGGUGCUAUGACUGAGGGAAACACAGAAGAAGGACUUGAGCUGCUCGUCUGGCCUCUGUUGAGGUGCGUGGGAAACCUCUCGUCCUCCUGCCCUGUGGAAGACCUGCAUGCUCACCUGAGUGAUGUUCAUCUGGUGGUUUCUCUGUGUGCGCUUGCUCAAGCCUACCUGCACUCCCAGCCAGCCUUGGCCAGAGAGACGGUCUGGGUCCUCAACAACCUCACAGCUCACUCCACUGAAUUCUGCUCUGCCCUCUUGACUCUAAACUUGGUCCCAGGACUGAUCCAACUUCUGCCAUUCUCUCAAGGCAUUAAUACUAUGAUUCUCAGGAUUCUGGCUAAUAUUGCCCACAAGAAAAAGUUCUGUGUCCAGCUAGUGCAGCUUGGAUUACUGCCCGCGCUCUGUGCCACGCUUAAAAUGGCUGACCAGGAAAUGGUCGUUCUAAGUCUGGACGUCCUGUUCAUGAUGAUAGUCAACAGUCCAAUGGUGGCAGAGGAGUUUGUGAGGCUGGGUGGCCUUUCACUGUUAGAAGCCAUUCAGUACAAUGGUGCAGCAGAGAUGAGACAAAGGUCCACAUACCUCCUGGAGAAGCACUUCCUGUCCUACCAGCAGCAUUUGAGGGUGGACAAUAUUCAAGAUCCCUGAAUCAACAAAAAGACUUGUGUUAGGAGGGCACACCUGAGGAUAGAGAGUAGCGUGUUUACAUUUUGUUACUGUAGAUACUGUAGUGACGCUGCAAGACGCUUUUGUAUUUGAAGGAAUGUAUAUUUUUACCAAAAUAUUUUUAUUUAUUGUCAUUUUUUCACUUUGGAAAUACAAUCAUGUACCAGUCUAAAAAGGCUUCUUUUAUAAUCAUAACAUGUGAGUAAUUUAGAACUAUUAGCCCCCUUUGGGACUAAUACUAAUGAAAAAAGAGAAAAAUGAAAAGCUAAGUAAAAAAGUUAAGUAAACCCCCCACCCCCAAAAAAAACCACACACAGCUUCUCAAAACAACAGGGGUGAUUAAACAUUUUCAAACAGAUUUAAAUACAAUUGUACAUGUCUGUCCAGAAUAAAGUACUGCAGGUUCCAGCAAAUCAAUAGUCUAACAAGCCCUCUGACACAUCUAAGUUCUUUAUAAAGUUUAUGAAAGCACCCCAGAUUUUCUCAAAAAGAUGUUGUUUGGAUUUCCUAAUCUAUACUAUUGUUUCCAGUGGCAAAUUAGACGACAUCAGCAUUAACAACUGAAUGGCGCUGGGUGUGUUGACAUUCUUCCAAGCCAAAGCAAUACAUUUUUUUUCAGGGUGUAAAGCUAAUAGGAACAAUUUAGGAUCCAGUGAAAUGUGCUUUGAGAGAAUUUAUUCAACUGUAUCUCUCAUCUCCUUCCAAAAUAAAUGGAUUUGUCUACAUUCCCACAUGCAGUGUAUUAAAGUCCCUGGAAUGUUAUUAUUGAAUUAUUUAAAUGCACAGGCAUAA
This is a messenger RNA of Archocentrus centrarchus (flier cichlid), 2436 nucleotides long. RefSeq names its product transmembrane and coiled-coil domains 6 (gene tmco6). Lineage: Eukaryota; Metazoa; Chordata; Actinopteri; Cichliformes; Cichlidae. The coding region runs from base 67 to 1626 and encodes 519 amino acids. Gene Ontology annotation, molecular function: protein binding. The record is from RefSeq and is a predicted model, not a curated record. The transcript is spliced from 13 exons.